AUGGGGCCUAGCCACGAGUUGAAGGUUCUUGGCGCGCUUGGGUAUACUUCUUUUGAGCCCAGGAACGUCGAAACCAUACUUUCGACACGGUUUGAAGGGGAGGGUAUUUUCACCCAAGAUGGAGCGGCUUGGAAGCACUCUCGAGAGCUUUUACGACGUCCAUUCCAAAAAACUCAUUAUCAGGAUCUCAAGGGAUUCUCCCAGCCGUUAGAGGAUCUUACCGCCGACAUUGCCACUCCUGGAGGUGUGGUUGACUUGCAACCAUUAUUCUUUCGCUUCACCCUGGCCACUACUACGGCACUCAUCUUUGGUCAGCCCGUCACAACUGAUAUCAACGUGAGAAAGUCGUUUGCUAGUAAUUUUGAUUAUGCAUCAUUGAUCAGCGCACUACGGACACGUUUAGUAGACUUUUACUGGGUAUAUAACCCUUCCGAAUACAAAGCCGCAUGCAAACAUGUCAAAGCAUACGCGGAUAGCUUUAUAGAGCGGGCUCUUGGAGAAAGUAAUCGCAAAAGUGAAGCAAUUGAGGACCGGUAUGGGUUCGUUGAAGACCUAUACGAAAAUUUGGAGGACAAGGUACUGGUUCGUAAUCAGCUAGUCAACGUUUUACUUGCUGGAAGGGACACUACUGCAUGCCUUCUUUCUUGGACGCUUUUCCUUCUUGUUCGCCAUCGCUCAGUUCUGAAAAGCCUACAGGCCGAAAUUCAAACUGUCAUGAAGAACAAACAGGAACUUACCCGACAAUUGAUACAGAAAAUGCCAUACCUCCGGUGCAUUUUGAACGAAACCCUCCGGCUUUAUCCACCCAUUCCUAUCAACGUUCGCUUUGCCAGGAGAGCAACUAUUCUACCGUGCGGCGGUGGUCCAGAUGGUCAAUCUCCAUUCCUCGUCCGCCGUGGACAAGGCGUGGGAAUACCCUCUUACUACCUGCACCGCCGGAAGGACCUUUACGGUGAAGACGCCGAGCAAUUCAGGCCCGAGAGGUGGGAAGGUACAGAACUUGCAGACAUUGGGUACGGGUAUCUACCAUUUCAUGGAGGGCAUCGGCUAUGUCUAGGCAAGGAUUUUGCACUAACGGAGGCCUCCUGUGCGAUUGUUCGCAUUCUUCAGGAGUUUCCAAACAUCAGGAUACCACCAGAAGCUCUUGUCUUACCGACUGGAGAUGAAAAACAGGAACUUACAGUCUUUCUCAGACCGGCUGAAGGUUGCAAAGUCUUGGUCUAG
Messenger RNA from Bacidia gigantensis, 1224 nucleotides. RefSeq lists its product as uncharacterized. The coding region runs from base 1 to 1224 and encodes 407 amino acids. The transcript has 5 exons. Gene Ontology annotation, molecular function: iron ion binding; heme binding; oxidoreductase activity, acting on paired donors, with incorporation or reduction of molecular oxygen. NCBI's taxonomy places the organism in Eukaryota, Fungi, Ascomycota, Lecanoromycetes, Lecanorales, Ramalinaceae. The record is from RefSeq and is a predicted model, not a curated record.